This is a messenger RNA of Protopolystoma xenopodis, 606 nucleotides long. The record is from the annotation of a GenBank genome assembly. NCBI's taxonomy places the organism in Eukaryota, Metazoa, Platyhelminthes, Monogenea, Polystomatidea, Polystomatidae.
AUGCCCACUAUCGUUCAUUGUUCGACAUUGCAUCUGCAGUCACUGCCACAACUGUUGCCCCGGACGAAAUGGAAUGCGAACAGUCUCGUCGAGGAGACUGGUGGCUCCCACCAGAACGUGUCAUUCGACAUAUUCAGCACUGCUCCCUCGUCACUUGCCACUUUCAACUUCUUACUCGCUAAUCCUCACUCUUUUGCUCGGAAAUCGACACUUUACAUUCUUCACUUCUCACCCUCCAACAGUCACUCGUCAACCUCCACUCUCCACUCUUCACUCCUCACUCUUUACUUCUUCGAGCCAAUCAAGCCUCUGAAAUGCCCUCUUUGCGCUUUUCCCGGUUCGAGGGGGGCGGAACAAGAUGUGGCAGCUGAUGAGAAGAAAAAACGAGUCAGCAACAGCCGCAAUCCGGCGCUGGAGACAAGCGUUCAAUCUGCCCAAUACCGCCUCCCGAUGACGCGGUGCCCGGUCGUGUGCAGCCGAUCGCAGGACCUAACGCACCAAUUGGCGAUCGCGGUCCGCACCGCCGCCAAACACCGCAUUUUACGCACAUCUUCCGGGCCUGGUCGAGCUGACGCCCGUGGCCGGACGGUGUUUGCGACAUUUUGA